Thelazia callipaeda (thelaziosis nematode) is the source of this 555-nucleotide messenger RNA. The record is from the annotation of a GenBank genome assembly. NCBI's taxonomy places the organism in Eukaryota, Metazoa, Nematoda, Chromadorea, Rhabditida, Thelaziidae.
AUGAUAGUUUCUGAUGAAAAAAUUAAGAAGGAUGAAAAAGAGGAAAAUCUUCUAUUACCUGAUAAGAUCAACAGCAUUAACGAAAAUGAAGCUAAUCUAGUAAUUAGUGGCACACAAGCACAAUUAUCUAAAUCUGCAUUGGAAUCCAUCGAGCAUCAAAGAGAUUUUCUUAGAUACACGCGGUACUUGCGACGGAUGUAUAGAUUACGUGUACUUUUUGCGGCUUUUACAUUUACUGGUGCGUGUUUAAUGGGAUUAUCUGCGGCAGUUGCAGUAUAUUCAAAUUCCUGUAGAGAGCAGUGGAGUCAAUGGUCCAAAUGUCACGAUGCCACAGGAUUUUCUACAAGGUACAGAUGCGCUGAAAUUGAGAAAGCCCCAUGCGAAUGCCCUUCAAUUUGUAGUAGCAUGAUAGAAGUCGCAGAAGUCUCGAGUUUACCAAAACUUCAUUGUAGCACGCCAGAGGGAGAUUCUCUCAUGCCGCAUUAUGCUAAGGGAAAACUUGUUUUGAAAGCCAGUGGCGGAGAUUUCAUUGCUACACCACGUUGCUCACCAUAA